This is a messenger RNA of Schizophyllum commune H4-8, 1200 nucleotides long. Its product is annotated as P-loop containing nucleoside triphosphate hydrolase protein. Gene Ontology annotation, biological process: DNA repair; DNA-templated DNA replication. The transcript has 9 exons. Gene Ontology annotation, cellular component: Ctf18 RFC-like complex; DNA replication factor C complex; Elg1 RFC-like complex. The record is from RefSeq and is a predicted model, not a curated record. Gene Ontology annotation, molecular function: DNA clamp loader activity; ATP hydrolysis activity; DNA binding. Lineage: Eukaryota; Fungi; Basidiomycota; Agaricomycetes; Agaricales; Schizophyllaceae. The coding region runs from base 26 to 1198 and encodes 390 amino acids.
CUCCCGCGACCCGCCCUCCCAAAUCAUGUCUCUCUGGGUAGACCAGUACCGCCCACGCUCUCUCAGCGAGCUCCAUUACCACCAAGGACUCUCGAAGCGCCUACAAUCACUGGCUUCUUCAGGCGACUUUCCCCACAUACUCUUCUAUGGGCCGUCAGGAGCAGGGAAGAAGACCCGCAUCAGCUGCGUUCUGAAGGAGCUGUUUGGACCGGGGGCAGAGAAGUUGAAAAUCGACCAGCGAAUCUUUCUGUCUCCCUCCAAGCGCAAACUGGAGAUCAACCUCGUUCAGAGCAACUUCCACAUAGAGAUCACGCCCAGCGAAGCCGGGAACUAUGACCGAGUGGUCAUACAAGAACUGCUGAAGGAGAUCGCGCAGACGCAGCAGGUUGAUCUCAACGCGAAGCAGCGCUUCAAGGUCGUCGUCAUCAACGAAGCCGACGGCCUCUCGCGCGACGCGCAGGCCGCCCUCCGCCGCACCAUGGAAAAAUACAUGUCCAACCUGCGCAUCAUCCUCUGCGCGAACAGCACCAGCCGCCUCAUCGCCCCGAUCAAGAGCCGCUGCCUCCUCAUGCGCGUCGCGGCGCCGAACGCGGGGGAGAUGAUGAGUGUGCUGGAUUAUGUGGCGCGCAGGGUGGGCUUCGAUUUGCCGCCGGAGGCGGGGCAGCAGAUCGUGGCGGACUCGGGCGGGAAUUUGAGGAAGGCGAUUUUGGUGCUGGAGGCGUUGAAGAUGCAGUCACCCGACCUCACCGGGCCCCUCGCGAUCGCCAAACCAGACUGGGAAACAUACUGCCACAAAGUCGCGGACCUGAUCGUCGCGGAGCAGUCGCCCGCGCGCGUCAUGGAGGUCCGCGCGAAGUUCUACGAGCUGCUGAGCCACUGUAUACCGCCGACGGUCAUUUUGAAGACAGUCGCGGAACGCGUCGUCGAGCGCGUGGACGAGUCGCUGAAGGCCGAUGUCAUGCACUGGGCGGCGAUCUUUGAAAACCGCAUGCGAAUAGGCAGCAAAAAGAUUUUCCACCUAGAAGCGUGGGUCGUCAAGGUUAUGAGCUUGCAGAAGGUGAGUAUCCGAUAUAGGUCGGCGCUUGGGCAUGUUUGCGCACAAGUCGGUGGAUGGACGGACACUAACGCCUACGCCUACAGCACUUUUACUACGGGAUGGAUUUAUCGGAGUUUGACUAGGGAUUUGUUUGUACUAUAGUG